CCGCAUCGCUCUGCCGCUGAUUUCGUCCUCAAUCCAGUCCUAUUUCGGCUGCAUAUCUCUUUUCUGUUAUCGUUAGCCAGCCAUGGAUCCGCUCAGCGUUUCAUCAGCAGCUGUUGGCCUCACUCGUCUUCUAUAUGACCACGGCGACGGCUGGCAUCAGAUUCUAACCAGUUUCCAAUCCUUCCUCAAAGUCAUCGAUAUCCCAUUAAGAAAAGGUGGCGUGCCUGCUCUGGUGACUACUUCUGAGAUGGAUGAGAACUGCGACGGAUUGGAGGUUCUCGAGAGAACGCUCGACAGCUUACCAGAGCAGGGAGCGCAUACUUGUCGCGUGUAUAUCGAAGAAAAUCUUGGAUUUAGAGACGAGUUCAAGGCUCAUCUUGAACAAUUAGUACCGGAUUCCUUUCCAGAUAUGCAUACUUCUCCAGCGACAAAUUCUUUUCUUAGAUUAGCAUCCCAGUGGAGCGCUACUUCUCAACAUACCCAGCCAUGGUCUUUAGAGACCUACGAUUUUGACUCCUCACUAAAGAAUAGGCGACUUGCUCCCGGAUCUUCUCUAAUGUUUUCUGCUGGACUGAUACGGCGUACGAGCAAGAUCCGCGUAGCGUCCGAUGCCUCCGGGCGAAUGAUUGUUUUUGUUUCCUGCAUGUCCGAAAUGAUGGCACUAGAGGAAAUUUUCAAGAAAUUCUCGACAGGCGAUCGUACAAUUUCACGGCCAACCGCAAGUACCGUGUUCGCUCGCCUACGAACUAUCGGCAACGGCCUCACGCGCCUUGACCGUGUGUACAACAUGUUGCACGACCAGGGCGUUCCCGAGGCAGUGAAUAGGCAACUACUGCUUCUCCGCUUUUGCCACGCACAACUGGAGCAAGCUUCUGCUAUCUUAGAUACUAUUCAGUUAUUCUACACCGCGUUUCGUGAAAGGCUGUCCGAUCCGCGCCGAGUGGUCAUAACGGCCUCUUCGCUGGAAGAACUCACAAGGGAUGCACAUCUAUACGAGGUGUUUCACCAAAGCGUCUCAAAUCUGGCCUCGAGCACUGAGUCGUUACUCUGUGUUGUCGGUCCUAGUCUUUCCAAUCAGAAGAUCUUCCAUGCUCACAGCACCGAGAUCAAGUGUAUCUGCGAGGACCUCAAGAAAACCUCAUCCUCUCUUCUCGGCCGUCUCGAAAAUCAUCUCAAGUUCAUCGAACUGCGGAAAAGCCUGAGGGAGUCUGCAAGCGUGUGGCUUCUAAGCCUUCUAGCCAGCAUUUUCCUCCCACUGUCGUUAGCCUCAAGUCUCCUCAGCAUGCAGACCCGGCUCGCAGAUCUUCAUUUUCUCCUCUACGACUUUUGCGGUGUUAUUGUCCUCCUUGCCACCAUCGUUGGCAUCGUAGUUCUCGUUCUGAGGCUUAAUAUGUGGUGGUCGGACAAACUUGCUAAGUGGGACAGCAACGUUAUUUUUCGUAGGAGAAUUCGGCCUAUUAUUGGCUUUAGCACCUGGUCGUGGGUUUUCAUUGCAUGGGGCCUCGCUCUAUCUUCAUUUCUUGUCGGUAUGAUCAAGGACGUGGGACUUGGACUCAGGAUAUUAGGGUUCGGCGCUGCUAUUAUUGGUGGCAUGCUACUCCUCACAGCUUCUGCGGCUGGAUUGCUCUGGUGGCUUAUCUCAUUGGUUUAUUAAGAAUCCUCGGAUUAACAGGGCAAAGGGCACUAUCUUUAUCGGGCGGAUAUACAUGAACAUCUCUUGUGGCCCAC
Molecule: messenger RNA, 1728 nt
Organism: Lindgomyces ingoldianus
Lineage: Eukaryota; Fungi; Ascomycota; Dothideomycetes; Pleosporales; Lindgomycetaceae
Exons: 2
Coding region: 83-1654 (523 amino acids)
Source: RefSeq, a predicted model, not a curated record